UAUACUGCAAACAGACGAUUAAUCUUCAACGUAUAGUUGUAUAUAUUUAGGCCAAAACGUAAUAUCAACACCGAUAAAGAAGACAAUGAAGGAUGUAUUGUAUAAACUUCCCGCAAUAUGCGAGUCUCCCAUUCUGGCGGGAAAACAUGAGGGAACAGAAGAAAAUGAUGAAGUGGAGAAUACUCAACGUUUUCAAGAGGUUGAGAUGGCAACACACGAUGAAUGCAUUGGAUAUUCUCCAAUCCAUGAGUCAUUUGUAUCUGUUGGGGGAAACACUUCAUUGUUUACAGAUGAUGAGGGUGAUGCAUCGGAAGAAAAUUCUGAUGAAAAUAACAGACAACAUGACAUUUCCUAUUCAGCCCUGCAAUAUUUGAAUGCUGACAGGGAUCUAGAAAGUGAUGAUUCAGAGACAAGCAGUCUGGAAGAUAUCGAUUCAAUCAUUAAUAAUUCAACUGCUUAUAGUGAAGAUGAAAGUGAAGAUAGUUUAGAGGAAGAUAUGCAUAUUGACUAUGAAGAUGAGCACGACUACAAUGGUGGGGAUUUAAGUAGUGAUGAUGAAGAUAAGUGGAUUGCAUUACUACACCAUGUCUGCAAUGAGCAUGAUUGGAUAGGUGGAUCUUGUGACCAUGAAGAUGGUGAACACGACACAAGCUUGCCAUGGUUUGAUAACAGAGAUGCAGACUUUAUUGAACUUCAAAAAGUCAUUUUAAAUCCUGACCUGCUUGCAAGCUUCAAGUACUACACACAAUUCCGGCAUACAGGCUCCAUAGAAUGUGCAAACAGUCUGAGCUUAGUAUAUACUCCAAAAAGAAUGCCAUUCAGUUACAGAGCAUUCAAGGCAAGAAAGCAAUUGACAGCUAUAGAUUGGAACUUUCACAUUAAUCUCCCACAAGCUAAGAACAAGAGUACUGGAGAUGUGAUGGUCACACGGAAAUACAACCCUAGAACAAGAAAAUGGGAUGUAAAGGUUGUGAAAGUGGAAAAGGGCUAUGACUACAUCCCAUUACUAAUUGCAAAGGUUUUCAGAAGCAGAGAAGAUGAUAAUGACAGUGUCACACGAAGUGUGCCUCUGAAUGAAAGUGACCCUGGCCUUAUUGCCCAAACAAUUGCACACAUAGUCCCACCUCCCACAAAAGAAAUUCCUAAAAGAAGUAGAUUUGAACACAAGAAAUAAGUAUCAUUAACUGUUGCU
Messenger RNA from Dendronephthya gigantea, 1192 nucleotides. RefSeq lists its product as uncharacterized. The record is from RefSeq and is a predicted model, not a curated record. The coding region runs from base 86 to 1174 and encodes 362 amino acids. The transcript is spliced from 8 exons. Lineage: Eukaryota; Metazoa; Cnidaria; Anthozoa; Malacalcyonacea; Nephtheidae.